Ostertagia ostertagi is the source of this 870-nucleotide messenger RNA. NCBI's taxonomy places the organism in Eukaryota, Metazoa, Nematoda, Chromadorea, Rhabditida, Trichostrongylidae. The record is from the annotation of a GenBank genome assembly.
AUGUGGAACAAUUUUCAGAUGGAAGAUAAGUUGAAGCUCGUUGAGGCCGAGUCGGUGAAGAAGUUCGCCUUCUUCGGUGUUGCCGUCUCAACUGUGGCCACAUUAACAGCUAUCGUAGCUGUCCCAAUGCUCUGCAUUUACAUGCAGAACGUGCAAUCCGGCCUACAAGACGAGAUCAACUUCUGCCGCACCAGAGCACAAGGACUUCGUGGCGAGUACACAAAGCUGGAGUCAUUCCGCAAAGUUGAAAGCCGAGAAAAGAGGCAAACUUACCAAUGCUGCUCUUGUGGUAUGGGACCAGCUGGACCAGUUGGAAAUCCGGGACAAGAUGGUGCCCCCGGAAACGAUGGACGACCUGGAGCUCCAGGAGCGCCUGGACCUGACGCUCCUAACGACCACAUUAUUCCUCGUCCCGAGGACUUCUGCUUCGAGUGUCCACCUGGCCCCGCUGGUGCACCUGGACAGCCCGGACCUAAGGGACAGCCAGGAACCCCUGGAGCUCCUGGAGACCAAGGACCAAAUGGUCGACCAGGAUCAGCUGGAGCCCCAGGACCUCAAGGACCUCCCGGACCCAACGGAAACGAUGGUCAACCUGGACAGCCUGGAGCUCCCGGACAGGUGCGCACCGUUCCAUCUCCUCCUGGCCCACCAGGACAGCCCGGAGAGCCAGGACCACAAGGACCACCCGGACCAGAUGGACGCCCUGGAAGCCCUGGAACCUCAGGAUCACCUGGACCUCAGGGAGACCCAGGACAGGAUGGAGCACCAGGAAAUCCUGGAGCACCUGGAGAGCCUGGAGCCCCUGGAAAAGACGGUUCCAAGGGAUCUUGCGAUCACUGCCCACCACCACGUACUGCUCCUGGUUAUUAA